AUGAAUGAGUGCGGAAGCAAAUUGAUUCGAUUGUUCAUUGGUUACUCAAGAUGCAACGUGGUGAGAUCUACACUUGGAUGUUCUUCAAUAAAGAACUUCAUGCCUCCGAACAUAUCUAAAGCCAAUGGACAUUCAAUGAUGCAAUUCAGUAAAAAGACGAAUCCACUUCCACCUGUUGUCGAGUAUGAAGAUGUGAAAAAUCAUUUAAAGAAUGGGACUGCUCUUGUCGUGGAUGUGCGUAAUCCAAAAGAACUAGAAGUCGACGGUAUACUGCAGGGAUCUGUUCUUAUACCGCUUAAUGAAAUCAAGACUGCUUUUGAUCUCUCUCCUGUAGUCUUUAUGAAUAGAUACAAGGUCAAAAUGCCGGGAAUACAUGAUCCCAUUAUUUUCUCAUGCUUAAUAGGGAAAAGAAGUGCAAGGGCUCAAGAAAUAGUACAAUUUCUUGGGUUUAAAAACACUGCUAAUUAUCUCGGUAGCUUUGCAGAUUGGAAGAAACGAAAUGAACAAUGA
Messenger RNA from Eurytemora carolleeae, 510 nucleotides. Its product is annotated as heat shock protein 67B2. The record is from RefSeq and is a predicted model, not a curated record. NCBI's taxonomy places the organism in Eukaryota, Metazoa, Arthropoda, Copepoda, Calanoida, Temoridae. The transcript has a single exon. Gene Ontology annotation, cellular component: mitochondrion. The coding region runs from base 1 to 510 and encodes 169 amino acids. Gene Ontology annotation, molecular function: thiosulfate-cyanide sulfurtransferase activity.